Messenger RNA from Orbicella faveolata, 2645 nucleotides. Its product is annotated as glycogen debranching enzyme-like. Gene Ontology annotation, molecular function: 4-alpha-glucanotransferase activity; amylo-alpha-1,6-glucosidase activity. NCBI's taxonomy places the organism in Eukaryota, Metazoa, Cnidaria, Anthozoa, Scleractinia, Merulinidae. Gene Ontology annotation, biological process: glycogen catabolic process; glycogen biosynthetic process. The record is from RefSeq and is a predicted model, not a curated record.
AAAACCACCAUGAAGAGCGAGGGCUCUGGAAACGUCAUUGGUUUGAAAUUCGAAAAUCGCACUUGUACUCAAUCUGGUACUCGUAGUCCAAUCUAAAGGUCUCUAUUAUAAGGUCGUCAUGACUUCCAAACCACAAGCCUAGGUGCAGUGCAUAAAUACAUGUAUAAUUUCUCACUGGGCUAUUUUUCUUACAUCAUGUUUUGGGGGAUACCCAUCCCAAUCUCUCUGGCCACUUUGAAUUCACAAAACUGUUUUAACAUACGCAGAGGUGUACAUGUACAAGAAUUGUUUCAAGCAAUUUUUCCAAACAUCCAGGUCAUUUCUGUGUCUAUACUGAUGUUCAAAAGAAAGAGACCAUGCUACAGUGAAUCAAGUCAUUGUUUAUAAUGAAUAAAAAUACCUUUAAACCACAGAAAUAGUGGUUUAGCAAGGUAGAAGACAUCAAAGCCAAUGAUGGGUAAGACCGAGAUGGAUUGUAAUAGCUGACUUGUAAGACUAACUGGUUUUAUAUUCUGCUCUGUUUUAGCUCUGAUGCCAUGGAUGAAAAGGAGCGACUUCACCUAUGCUGUGAUGCCUUUAAAGCACAUCUCAUUAGCAUUAAUGAAGCCAUCAAGACAAAUGAAGUUGCUGAUCAUGUUGAUUCUGCUAUUAAAAAUAUCCAGAAUGGUGUGCGGUAUGAGCGUCUUGAUGUUAAUGGACCAAAACAUCCAAGAGUUACAGAAAAAUGUCCUUUGACGACAAACUACUUCGUAACGCCUGGUGACUGUGAUACUGUGGAAGACGAAGAGAAGCUCAUGUUUUCUCACAAGGCAAAAUUUUGCAUGGCAAGUCAGGGAUGGAUAUGGGGAGGAGACCCUCUCAAGGACUUUGCUGCCCCAGGAUCAUUGGUUUAUCUGCGGCGUGAAGUCAUUGCAUGGGGUGACAGCGUGAAACUACGGUAUGGGCAGAAACCUGAAGAUGCGCCUUUCCUUUGGGAUCAUAUGCUUAAGUAUACCAAGAUUUGUGCUGAGUUGUUUGAUGGCAUUCGCCUUGACAAUUGCCACAGCACACCACUUCAUGUUGCAGAGUACUUUGUAGAUGCAGCAAGACAAUUGAAACCAGAAUUGUAUAUUACAGCAGAAUUGUUCACUGGUUCUGAGGCUACUGACAAUAUUUUUGUCAACCGUCUGGGCAUCACAUCUCUUAUAAGAGAGGCUUUGAAUGCACAUGAUGCUCAUGAGGAAGGUCGUUUGAUUUACCGCUAUGGAGGUGAACCUGUCGGUGCCUUCAUGCACCCCUCAGACAUGAAGCCCCUUGUGCCCAGCAUUGCACAUGCACUCUUUAUGGAUGUUACACAUGACAACCCCAGUCCAUUUCAGGUGCGAUCUGUGUAUGACUCUAUUGCCAGUGCAGCGUUAGUCUCAAUGGCAUGCUGUGCGACAGGGAGCUCCAGAGGAUAUGACGAACUGGUACCUCAUCAUAUCCAUGUGGUCAAAGAAGACCGCCUUUACUUGUCAUGGCCAAAUGACAAGUCUGAGCUUGAGGACACUGCAUUUGUUAAAGAGAGUGAUGGUAUUCUGUCAGCUAAAAAAGCCAUCAAUGAGCUGCACAGAUGGCUUGGUGAAGAAGGAUAUACACAGGUGUAUGUGGAUCAGAUUCAUCACGAUGUUCAUGCCAUCACAAGACACUGUCCAGACAAGAGAAAAACAGUUGUUUUAGUAGCACAUUCUGCCUUUCAUAACCCCUCAGAGGACCUUCAACCUACCAUGCACAGGCAGAAGGUUCAUAUGAGGGGUAUACCACCACUUACUAUACCAGGUGAGAUCAAUGAAAUCAUUUUUGAAGCCAUGUUGGUGAAGAAAGCAGGCCUAAAUGUUUUUAGCAAGGAUGGUGAAUUCAUAAAUGGUCUUCAGUCACAUGAGGCUCUGGUUCAGCGGCAUGUUCCACUCAGUGAUGCUAAGACCUGCCGGGCAGAACAGAAAGGGAAUAACACUUUUGAAGUGUAUUUUGAUAACUUUGCUCCUGGUAGUGUGGUUGCAUUCGACAUCACAAUGGAAACUAAAGUCAAGAAUGCUUUAGGGAAAUUAAGGUAUGCUUCACCUCUGCUCAUACAGUACCUUGACUUUGAUAAUUCAUUGUUAUUAUAAACUACGAGUAGUCCCUCUUUCGGUAAGUCCGUUGUUCGUGACGCGAAAGAAAGCCGCACAAAAAAAAAUGGCCCCGCGAAAUCCUGGGGCCGAAUCAACGAUCACCUCACAGAAAUCGAGAGCGAAAAAGCUAAAAAGAAUAAAAUUCUCACUGAAAAGGACUUCAAGUAAGGGUUUCCAAUGAUUUCUCUUCGUCAUAUGAAACUCCGUGCCUUCGAAAAAUCGCUGAGACUGAAUUGUCCUUUAAAAUUUGCAGUUCUGUACGUGCGCGCAUCAGUUUUUCAACAAAUUUUAAAAAUCUUAAAAGUCAAGAAACCGUGAAUGUCCUUCUUUUAGGUUUCCCAAGAAUUAAGUUAUCCAUUUGCUUCUAAUUCCUCCGAAACUUCGGAAAGACGAGAAACGUCCAGAUUUCGUAGACCAUAGCUCAGCCAAUCAGAUUGCAACAUUUGCAUUAGUAUACUUAUAGAAUUCUACUAAUUACUAAACAGUAAAGGGAACGGUUAAGGACUCUUAUAAUUG